AUCUUUCUCAUUCAACCCACUUCUUUGACACCAUUCAGACUAGCUAGCUAUAAACAGUAUUCAUAAAGAUGAAUUGGAGUACUUCAACAAGUGAUGGUAAUAGCAACAAGAAGUUUAAGGGAGUUAGACAAAGAAAAUGGGGGAAAUAUGUGUCGGAGAUUCGUGUUCCGGGGAGCCAAGAACGUUUAUGGUUGGGAACUUAUGCUACACCGGAAGCUGCUGCGGUUGCACACGAUGUGGCUGUUUAUUGUUUGAAGAGACCUUCUACGUUGGAGAAACUCAAUUUUCCUGAGAUUUUGUCUUGUUAUUGUAUCCAACAGAGAGAUGGUUUGAUGUCUCCGAGGUCUGUUCAAAAGGUUGCUUCGGAUGUUGCUAUGGAUGUUGAUGCUAGAAACAUUGCAACCCAAACAACAACAACAACUACUUUGGAUCAAUCUCAUCAUGUGCACAAUGUUGUUGCUGGUGGUGAUGACGUGUGUUGGUGGGAAGGUUUGGGUGAUGAUCAAGGAACGGCACAAGUUUCUAGCCAACAAGAAGGCUUGAGCAUUUCCAUUGAAGAUUAUCUAUAGCUUUUGAUUUACUAUUUAAUUAGUGUUUUUGUAUGAAAAAGAAGAGGGGGAAAACAUGUUCAAACAAAGAAAUUGACCAAUUCUAUACUUGGAUACCAUUUUUGUGUUUAUUGUUUGGUAAACAAACCACUAAACUGAAUUGAGAGUGUUUAAAAAAGGAAAGAUAUAAACAUGGAAAUUGACAAUAGCAAUUUUCCAUUUGCAGAAA
This is a messenger RNA of Lathyrus oleraceus (garden pea), 777 nucleotides long. RefSeq names its product ethylene-responsive transcription factor ERF019. The transcript has a single exon. Gene Ontology annotation, biological process: regulation of DNA-templated transcription. Gene Ontology annotation, molecular function: DNA-binding transcription factor activity; DNA binding. The record is from RefSeq and is a predicted model, not a curated record. NCBI's taxonomy places the organism in Eukaryota, Viridiplantae, Streptophyta, Magnoliopsida, Fabales, Fabaceae. Bases 69 to 569 code for a protein of 166 amino acids.